AUGGCUCCAGUUCGCCGCAUCGCUCAGAUUGUUCACCUCAAGCCCGCUGCCGUGGCCGCAUACAAAGAAUGCCAUGCGAACGUGUGGCCAGAGGUGCUCCAGCAGAUCAAAGAUUGUAAUAUCAAGGACUACUCAAUCUUCUUCGACAACGACCGGACACUGUUUGCUACAUUUAAGUAUGUCGGUACCGACUUCGAGGGAGAUAUGGAAGCCAUGCGAGCAAACCCAAAGAUCAGAGAGUGGUGGGCGAUGACAGACGGGAUGCAGCUGAUUGAGAGCGACUGGCACCAGGAGAGUCCUAUUCCCGGAGCUGUCGGUAGUGCGGAUGGACCAGGGUGGUGGAAGGUCUUGGACGAGGUGUUUUACACGGAUUAG
Molecule: messenger RNA, 375 nt
Organism: Penicillium brevicompactum
Lineage: Eukaryota; Fungi; Ascomycota; Eurotiomycetes; Eurotiales; Aspergillaceae
Product: L-rhamnose mutarotase
Exons: 3
Coding region: 1-375 (124 amino acids)
Molecular function (GO): racemase and epimerase activity, acting on carbohydrates and derivatives
Source: RefSeq, a predicted model, not a curated record